AUGAAUCCGAAUGAUGAGGCUCUCGCUGGGGAUGCGACCCAUUUAACCGAUCCCAAGAUCCAAUCUCGACUGCGCAAGGUUGCCGAUUUCCAAGUCCUACCACUGCUCUUGGUCGCUUUCGCUAGCUACCAGCUAGAUCGAACCAACAUUUCGAGUGCACUAACUGGCGGAUUCGCUUCGGCAAUUUCAGUCGAUCAAAAUACUGUCAAUAUCGGAAAUCAGCUUAUGUUCCUGGGUGUGAUUGUUUUAGAAAUCCCCUCAAAUGUCAUAUUACAUCGGAUCGGUCCUCGCUACUGGAUCGGGGCUCAAGUUCUAAUAUUCGGAUUCAUCGCCGCACUACAAAUAUUUAUUCGCAAUCGCACUGGUUUCCUGGUCACGCGGUCUAUCCUUGGUCUUGCGGAAGCUGGAUUUAUCCCCGGUGCUAUGUUUACGUUAUCUCAAUGGUAUACCAGAGAGGAAAUCACGCGACGGAUCGCGAUCUUCUUCUUCGGCAUGUUUGGAGGCACGGCUGUGGGACCGCUCCUGGGCGCUGGUCUGCUCAGAUUGGAUGGGAUGGGGAAUCUUUCUGGAUGGCAGUGGAUAUUUUUGGUGGAGGGAAUUUGGACGAUCACGGUUUCAUUUACGCUGCUAUUAUUUCUCCCCGAGAGAGGUAACUACGAACAGCCCUUCGAGCCCGAAAAGGCGCCAGAGGGAAUCGAUUGCGCACCGAAAAAUCUAUCCCGAUCGAAGAUUCCACUCAAAGUCAUCCUCGAAACUCUGACAAACGUUAUCGGUUAUCAUCCUAUCCAUAAUGCCUGGAUACAAAUGAAUAGCAGAAGUCCGGAGGAGAGAAGUAUUGGAGUGGCUAUGUUCGUCAUGUGCGCAACUGCCGGAUUAAUGGCAGUCCUUAUGGGGCUCAUUCUAACCGCCCUGCAGGAAGUCAUAUAUUACGUGCAGAACCACCGGGCCGAAAAAGAGGGCGGGCCUACACUGGCAGAGCUUAAUAUUCUCUGA
Messenger RNA from Penicillium cosmopolitanum, 993 nucleotides. RefSeq lists its product as uncharacterized. The coding region runs from base 1 to 993 and encodes 330 amino acids. The transcript is spliced from 8 exons. Gene Ontology annotation, biological process: transmembrane transport. The record is from RefSeq and is a predicted model, not a curated record. Gene Ontology annotation, cellular component: membrane. Lineage: Eukaryota; Fungi; Ascomycota; Eurotiomycetes; Eurotiales; Aspergillaceae. Gene Ontology annotation, molecular function: transmembrane transporter activity.